Eruca vesicaria subsp. sativa (arugula) is the source of this 1111-nucleotide messenger RNA. The record is from the annotation of a GenBank genome assembly. Lineage: Eukaryota; Viridiplantae; Streptophyta; Magnoliopsida; Brassicales; Brassicaceae.
AUUAGAAGACGAUUGCUACUGGAAAGUUUUAGAAUGGAUAGUGAAGUUCAGCGACCACUAGCCGAUUUUCCAGAGAACAUCUGGGAAGAUAUCUUAACUUCGUUCUCAAAGUCUGAUCUUGGCAGUGAUGCACUUAAAAUGAAGCAAAAUAUUCUAAAGGAGACUAUCAAGGAGUCGUAUAUGGCUUCAAGAGCGAAUCCAAUAGAGAACAUCAAGUUCAUUGACACGCUAUGUCGCCUUGGUGUCUCCUAUCAUUUUGAGGAAGAUAUCACAGAGCAACUCCAGAAGUCAUUUGAUUGUCCUGAUUUUAAUCAGAAGAUAAGACAAUUCGGAUGUGAUCUGUACACGGUUGGAAUAAUUUUCCAAGUUUUCAGGCAAUUCGGGUUCAAACUUUCUUCUGAUGUGUUUAACAAGUUCAAGGACGAGGAUGGGAAGUUCAAAGAACACUUAGUGGCUGAUGCAAGUGGGAUGUUAAGCUUAUAUGAAGCUGCACAAUGGAGCACUCCUGGAGAAGACUCACUUGACGAAGCUCUCGCUUUCUCAAUUUCUCAUUUAGAAGAAAUUUCUUUUCGAUCUAGCCCUCAUCUCGCAAUACGCAUCAAGAACGCCCUAAAACAUCCAUUUCACAAAGGCAUAUACAGGAUAGAAACGAGGCAAUAUAUCUCAUACUACGAGGCGGAAGAGGAGUGUAACUCAACGUUACUUGAGUUUGCGAAGAUCGACUUUAAUUUGCUGCAAGUGCUGCACCGCCAAGAGCUUGCUUGUGUAACAAUGUGGCACAAAGAAAUGGAGUUCGAAUCUAAAAUAACAUACACAAAACAUAGAGUUGCCGAGGCGUGCUUGUGGGCAGUUGGAACAUACUUUGAGCCUGAAUAUUCUCAAGCACGAGUUUUAUUAGCUAAUGUAGUCAUCUUACUCACAGCUCUUGAUGAUACUUAUGAUGCGUAUGGCACAAAAGAGGAACUUGAGGUGGCUUCCCGAAGCACCUAACGGGAUACCUGACAGCAUGAAACACCUUUACCGUGUCAUAAUUGGUUUCUAUGAUAAACUCGAGUUGGAACUUGAGAAGCAAGGAAGGUCAGGUUGCGGCUUCCAUCUUAAAAAAUCAGUU